AUGUACAAAGAAGGGUGACACGAAGGGUAUUAUUAUGAUGGGGGCUGAAGACCUUGCCAUAGCUCGUGAAAGACAUGUACUCGGCCUGAUAGAUGAGAGAGUUGAGAAGGUUUCAUGUUUAUGAGGAAUGAGCAGGGUGGUGAAGGAGAGGGGAAAUUAUGUGAGAAGUGCCCAGAUGGAGAAUAUUAUGAUAACACUGCAGGGGUUUGAAGAGAAUGAGGUGGAAUUUGAGAUUUGCAGUGAGGAUAUCAACAUUUUUGAUUUCAAUGAAAAGAAGGUGAUGUGUAUGAUUUAGAAAUGAGAGAAUGCAUACAAAUGUCUGAUUGAAUAUUUCCAAAACACUUGUUAUCAAACUCUCAAUAUUUUCUAGGCUCGAUUUGAAGAGCCCUAGAUUACUAUGUAGACCCUUUCACCACUAAGAGUAUUGAACUUGGAACAUUAGAUUUUCCAUAUCGUUCAUUUUCUUCUCUGAGUUCUGAAAUUAUUAACAUUCACUCAAACACGAAUUCCAAUAUCAGUAUCUAUACCAAUGAUGCUUACCUGACAGACAACGAGCUUAUUUUUAUUAAUAUGUCACAUGUAAGACUAUCUUCUCUUCCAAACUAUCAAUCCAUACAACAUGGAGGACUGCUAAAAAAGACUGGAAAUCAGGCAUUGUUGAUCCCAACACACUACAAGCAGCAUGGAAUAACCGAAAGAGCCUUAUUUCAUGCUCUCAAGCACACGGAUACUUUAGUUGAUAAAGCCCUUGAAGAAGGAGGUUUCACAGAAUAUGAACUUUAUGCAUUUUCUUCACAAAUAUCAACUAUAAAACCAUUACGCUCUAGUAUAGAAAUUAAAGAAAUUAAUUUUUACCGCGAAGAAAUUGACUACAAUGAGCCUAACAAGUUGAUCACGCCGAUCUACUUUCAAAACCGUUUGCUCAAAAUUACUGAUUGCUCGUUCAAUGUGACUGGAGAUGUGGUAACCACAUCAGACCCUUUCAACGCUCAUUUGGAGAACAUUCUUGUGGAAGGGUAUAGCUUGGGUAGCUUUGUAUCGGAUAUCCCUGCCAUCUGUAACUAUCCUGAAGCCUUCACACAUGGGCAUUUCUUCGCAAAGAACCUCUCAUUCGUACUUUCUAAAGAGAAGACUACAGUCACAAGUAGUAGGUUUAUCAGGAUGAGUGGGUCUUCCAAUUUCAUUCUUGAGAACAUUGAUAUUGGCGUGUUUCAUGGAGUUUCAACAGACCUUAUCUCAGCAAUAGCCGUGUUACUAAGUGAAACUUGUAUACCAGUCGAUGAUAUUCCUCAGACAAUAGAGUUCCAUGGGCUUAAAAGCCAGAUGAAAAGCCUUCAGGAUCCUGGGAAUAAAUUUGUGCUGACGUCUUUUCUAUCUACUUUCGCUCAUUAUCGACCCGUUUUGCGAAAUCUGAGCAAUUUUGAGUAUUUAAAUUUCAACAACAGUAUUAGCCCUCCCUUGUUUGCUGUUUUUGCUAGUCCCAUGGAUGAGUUUCAUCUUACAAAUUUGACAGUCCACAACAGUGCUUUCAUUGACAGGCUUUUGGAUGUAUGGGAUCUUGGGGUGCUAACUCUGACGAACCUAUCCUUUACUGAGAUUCACAAAUGCACUAGACUUCUGAAAAUCACCAAUUGCUUGAACACAACUUUGGAUGGACUGUCUGUGCAAGAUUAUACAACGCCCCAGUUCCGGAGUAACAAUGAUAUUUCCAUAAGUGUACUUCCAUCCACGAUUGUUAGUAUUAAAAGGUUGAGGUUAAAGUCUUGCAAUCUGUUCGGCCUUCCUUUCUUUGAACUUAUUGGAAGACCUCUAAAGCUAAGCAUCUCAGCAGGGUUCUAUGAAGACAUUCUGAUGGACAAAGGAAUAGCUUUAUUCAAACUAAGGGAUAUUUCAGCUUUUGAGAUGGCUGACCAAAGGUUAAAUAGCAUCACUAUAUCAGCUCAGAUAAAGAACCCACCAAAUAAAUUUCUAGAGAUUUCACAGUUGAGUCUUGGUUCAGAGCCAGUGACUUUGAAGAUAAUCACUUUCCAAAAUGCAGAUUUGGCUCUAGUAGAGGUAAACUCUGUAAUUAAUCAAGGAAUUGUACACAUAGAUGAAGUUACUAUUAGCGAUAGUACUCCAAGAUUCAGAUCAAUUAUCUCAACAAAAGGAUUUGAAGCUACUGGAGAUGUACAGCUGAUUUAUAGCAAUCUGAAGAUCAUCAAUGUUAGUUUUCCAGUUAGCGGGCAAAUAAUGGAAUUCAACCAUUUUCUAGAAAGGCCUGUCAUUCUCAAGGACUCUAUAUUUCAGAAUAUUACAUCGGGAAGUAUUGUAAUGAGAGCUAAAAGUAACAAAAACUCGGCUUUGAAAGCGAGCCUGAAAAUAGAGAAUUGUGCAUUCAGUAAAAUCACAAAUACUAUGAAACCAUUCUUUGAUUUCUCUACUAGUGCGCAUUUAGAAGUAGUAUCAAGCAACUUCACUGAAAUAACAUCCAUUAUUGAAAGCUUUGGAUUUAUCUAUUUAUCAGAGAAUUCAUUUGGAGAAUUUACCAGGUGAACUUUUAUGGAAAAUUCAGCACUCUCAUCAUCUAUUUUCAAAGUUGAAUCAAAAUCUGCUCUAAAAUGUAAUGAGUGAAGUAUAAACUCCAAUUUUGCACUGAAGCAUGGAGUGUUUGAAGUCACUUCUGGUAGCAAGAUAACAUUGACGAAUUCAACAGUGCAUAACAACUAUGCGAUCCAGGCACCUAUUGGAUCAGUUCUUGAAACAGUGGAUGCAUCAGAGUUUACAAAAACAGUGAUAUAUGAGAACUACUGUGUUUCAACUGAAGAAGUGCUCCAGGAAGUGUACGGUAACUGUAACAAGCUUUGCAUGAUAAGCCAAGAACUCAAACAAUAUCUGAAUGAGGACAAAGAAGCAAUUACAAAAACAGAGGUGUCUAGGUAUGCAAUCAGUGUGAUCAGUGGCUCUAUUGAGAUCAAUGAAGGGAGUCAUAUCAGCAGACAAUCAUAUUUAAUGAACUGUUUUCUGUCGAAUGCCAAGAUUUCAGGUGCCACCCUAAGUUCAAUAGAGUUCCUAAAAAUGUAUAUUUUAGCUACCUCGUCAAAUCUGAUAUUAGAAAAUACCUUACUGAAAACAGUGAAUACAAGUCAAAGUGGGAUGAUCCUCGCUGCUUCUCAAUCUACAGUGCACCUUAUGAACGUAUCAUAUUCUGGAUCUAACUCAUUGCUAUUGAAAUCUUGUUCCUCUGAAGUGUAUGCUCUCAAUCUUACGUUUUAUGGCAUUAUUGGCCCGAGUGUUUUGAUGGAUAUCAAUAGAUCUCCAGACUCUCAUUUAUCAGAUAUUAAGGUUGAUAACUGCUUUGUUCAAGAUACCAAAGUGUUUAAUAUACACAAGUGUCGAAAUGUGAAGAUCUCCAAUAUGUCUCUAUCUAACUACCACAAAACUUUGUUCGAGAUUACAAACUCCAAAGUUGAACUGAUCGAGAAUUUACAUGUCUCUCACUACUAUAGAGCGGUAGAACUCAUUAAUAGCAAUGCAAAAUUGGUGGCAAAUUCAAGUUUUUCAUAUUUAGGAAAUGAAGAGUUAUUUCAUGCUGGAGCUGUUUUGAUCAGUAAUAGUAAUGCAAGCUUUUAUAACACAACAUUCACUAAGAAUAAGGCAAUAUCGGGAGCAGCAAUUGCUUCUCUUUGAUCAAAUGGCAUUAAUUGUCAAGUAGAAUUCCAGAAAUGAGUAUUUCUGAUGAACUCUGCCACUGAAAAAGGUGGAGGUAUUUAUUAUAAUUACAGACCUCCUGUAAUUGACAAUCAGACACUAUUUUCUAACAACACAGCGCAAUAUGGCAGAGAUUAUGCUAGUUACCCUGUGAGGGUAGGAUUUCUGGAUGAUAAUUCAUCAAAUCAAAUCUUUAUCAAUCAAGUUUCCUCAGGACUUGGAAUAAACCAGAACAUAAGAUUAUCAUUACUUGAUGGAGACCAUCAAGUAAUGAUAUUAGAUAACUCAAGUCAUAUAAAUAUUAACUCCGGCUCUCCAAAAUCUUCAAUCAAAGGUAUCAAUGUUGAAAGGAUAGUUAAAGGAAUCACCGAGUUUUCGAACUUGAUACCAGUUGCUGAGCCUGGAACUUCUAAUGUAAAAUAUGUAAUCUCUUCUAAAUCUAUUGACAAAAUGAAAAUUAAGCAUAUAUUUGGCACCUCUGUUGUUCAACCUGAAAUUAUCAUCAACUUCAGUUACUGCAAGCCUGGAGAGCGAGUUAUUAACAACCAAUGAUACGAGUGCCCUGCUGGCACUUAUUCAUUCACUUGGAAUUCACCCCAAUGUCACCAGUGAGAAAGCAAUGCUAACUGAUUAGGAAGACAACAAAUGCAAGUUGCUAAAGGCUACUGGAGAAUGUCUGGAAAUUCUACAAAAAUAGUUGAGUGAUUGAGAAAAGAAGCCUGUCAAGGAGGAUACCAUCCAGAAAAUGAAUACCCUGUUGAAUGCACUCUUGGAUACACUGGCAAGCUUUGAUCUAAGUGUCAAAUUACUGAUGAAAAGAAGUACCACAAGAUAGGGGAAUUUGAAUGUCAAGCAUGUCCUGAGCCUAUCAUGAAUGCUGUCAAAGUAAUUACCUUAGUAAUCAUUGUAUUUAUUUUCCUCAUGGUCAUUAUUGUAGCAAAUGUGAGGAGAACAACUGUCAGCCAGUUUUCUAUUUUAUUGAGGAUUCUUAUGAAUUAUUUACAUAUAAUCACAAUGACAAUGUCAAUGACGACUAAACAUCCUUCUUCUCUCGUAGGUAUUUUGUUGCCUCUCAAUAGGGUAGGAGAUCCUUCAGGGAAUUUAUUGUCGUUUGACUGUUUUAUCUCUGAUUAUGUAAUUACAGGACCUUUUGACUCGAAUGCUUUUUUGAAGCUCUUUUUAAUGCUUCUGCUCCCCAUUGUCUUGUUCUGUGCAGUUGCUUUGAUAUGGGGGAUCAUCAUAAUGAUAAAUACAGGUUGGGUCAAAGAUAUUAAAAGAAACCUUGUUAUAUCCUUCAUCAGUAUUUUAUUUAUCUUCCAUCCAAAGCUUGCUGAGUCUAGCAUCAAUGCAUUCAGAUGAGUCAGGAUUAAUGAUACUACACGUGCGGUGCAAAUCGACACAGAUAUUGAAUGUUAUUCCUUAACUCAUAUAAAAUGGUGAAUAUUGAUCGCUCUUCCCAUUAUUGUAAUUUGGGUGGUGGCAAUUCCAAUAACCGGCCUCGUUCUUCUGUAUAAGGCCAAUAGAUCAAGAAAUCACAGAAUUCUUGGCUACUUCUUGAUUCUGUACCAAGGGUUCAAAGAUGAAAAAUUUUACUGGGAGUUCUUCAAUACUCUGAGAAAAAUUUUAAUUGGAAUUUCGUUCUUGUUUCCCAAUAACUACAAAAUUGGGGUUUCUCUGGUAGUGAUGAUCAUAAGUGAAAGACUUGAACGGUGGCUUCAACCUUAUUGAGAUGUUGAGAACAAUAAUAUAGCCCUCUUAUCCACUACAGCAAGUAUUAUUACCCUAAACGGUAUCCUUGUUUUUGAACGUGAUGAGCAUAUUAGUAACCUCAAUUCAUUUAUCAUAUUAGUCAUUUCUGUAGCAAAUGCGAAGUUCCUUCUAGAAUGGACCAUAUUGUGCAUCAAAUGAUUCCAAAACAAGGCUAAAGUUUUAAAAUAUCUAUACCUGCUGAUUGCAACAAUUUCAUGCAAGAAGGAUAUUGAGGAAGAUUUUCCACUACAAGACCACCGGACAGAGAAAAUAUCCAGAAUCUACUCCAACCCCAUUGAAUCUCCUCAAAAAUCCCAAAGUGAAGCAAAGCCAAGAAAAUAUAGGAUCAAAAAGAAAAGGAGCAAAAAAAGACUCAAGAAAAAAUUAAGAAAUUAUUCACUGAAGCCCAAAGCUGAGCCAAGUCCCAAAGAAGAGCAGGAUGAAGAGAAUUUAGGAAAUGAGUUAAUUCAAAGUUCGUCUAGAAAUUUAUUCCAGAGAUCUGAUAUCAAUGCUAUGGGAAGUAAUGAUUUAUCAAAGUUUGAAAAUUACAGAAUAUUGACAAGAGCCAGACAAAAGUCACUGCAGAUUGAAUCAACUACAUACAAUCCACAAACCUCAAGAAGUCAUAUUUAUGAAGAAAAGAAGGAAGAAUAUAAAUAUCUCCUAUAAACCCUCACAAUACCUCACCGUACUAAAACUUAUUACAAACU
This is a messenger RNA of Moneuplotes crassus, 6149 nucleotides long. The record is from the annotation of a GenBank genome assembly. Lineage: Eukaryota; Ciliophora; Spirotrichea; Euplotida; Euplotidae.